Messenger RNA from Candoia aspera, 6578 nucleotides. It is a transcript of the gene LARGE2, whose product is annotated as LARGE xylosyl- and glucuronyltransferase 2. Gene Ontology annotation, biological process: protein O-linked glycosylation via mannose. The transcript has 15 exons. Gene Ontology annotation, molecular function: xylosyltransferase activity; glucuronosyltransferase activity. Gene Ontology annotation, cellular component: Golgi apparatus. Bases 123 to 2324 code for a protein of 733 amino acids. NCBI's taxonomy places the organism in Eukaryota, Metazoa, Chordata, Lepidosauria, Squamata, Candoiidae. The record is from RefSeq and is a predicted model, not a curated record.
CGGGCAGAGGCCCUUUGCCCUGGCCGAUUGGGAAAGGACUCUGCGUUCAUUGAGCCGUUAGAAAGCUAGAGAAUGCUGGCUCCAUUGAGGCUAGGUCUGCCCACGUGACAUUUGCCACCAUCAUGCUGUGUCCUUGGCGUGUGAAGCUGAAGCUGCUGCUUGCUACAGUGACACUGGUCUUUCUCAUCUCAUGGCUUUACCUCUUUAUGGAUGGAUGUUCCCUUAUGCUGCCCCCUUGCUUUGGGGAACAGUCAAGCCGGUACCUUGACCGUGAAGCCUUGGCAUCCCAGGUGCGAAAAAUGGAAGAGGAGAACCAGCUGUUGAGGCUGCAACUCAGCCACUCUCAAGCGCAGGAGGAGACCUGGGGUAGAACGGACUUCAGCCAACAGGGAUUACAGUUCAUCAAAGAGCAGGAAGGGAGGAGCAGCUACAGUGGUUGCCCUAAACAGAGGAUGGUUCAGAAGUGUGAGCUCCUCCAUGUUGCCAUUGUUUGUGCGGGAUACAAUGCAAGCCGGGAUGUAGUUACCUUGGUGAAAUCCAUCCUCUUCCACAGGAAGAACCCUCUCCACUUCCAUCUCAUCACAGACUCAGUGGCCCGACGGAUACUACAGACUCUGUUCCAGACCUGGAUGGUGCCCUCGGUUCAUGUUAGCUUUUACAAUGCUGAUGACUUGAAGCCGGACAUUUCCUGGAUCCCUAACAAGCAUUACUCUGGAAUCUAUGGGUUGAUGAAGCUGACACUCACUAAAGCUUUGCCCUCUGACCUUUCCAAGGUCAUUGUCCUUGAUACAGACAUCACAUUUGCUACUGACAUUGCAGAGUUGUGGGCUGUCUUUGGGAAGUUCUCAGAUAAACAGGUGAUUGGGCUAGUGGAAAACCAAAGUGAUUGGUACCUAGGGAAUCUCUGGAAGAACCAUAAACCAUGGCCAGCAUUGGGUCGUGGCUUCAAUACAGGAGUGAUCCUGUUGCUGCUGGAGCGUUUGCGCCACCUUGGCUGGGAGCAGUUGUGGCGGAUGACAGCAGAGCAAGAACUCAUGAGCAUGCUGUCCACCUCACUAGCAGAUCAGGACAUCUUUAAUGCGGUGAUUAAACAGAAACCAGCUCUUGUCUACCGGCUCCCUUGCUUCUGGAAUGUGCAACUCUCUGACCAUACCCGUUCAGAGCAGUGCUACACGGAGGUGUCUGAUCUUAAGGUGAUUCACUGGAACUCUCCCAAGAAGUUGCGAGUCAAGAAUAAGCAUGUGGAAUUCUUUCGGAACCUUUACUUGACCUUCUUAGAGUAUGAUGGCAACUUGCUGCGCAGAGAGCUGUUUGGCUGUGCCAGCUUGCCCAGUGGCCAGCUCCAGCAAGCUCUGGAGGAGCUGGAUGAAGACGAUCCUUGCUAUGAUUUUCGGAGGCAAAGCCUUAUUCAGCACCGCGUCCAUCUCUUCUUCCUGCAGUAUGAUUUUUCAGGGUCGGCUGAUGAAAUAGAAGUAACUCUCAUAGCUCAGCUGUCGAUGGACAGGUUGCAGAUGCUGGAGGCAAUAUGUAAACACUGGACAGGCCCCAUUAGCCUGGCUUUGUACAUGUCUGAUGCAGAAGCCCAGCAAUUUCUACGCUAUGCUCAGGCUUCGGAGGUGCUGAGUAACCGUCAGAAUGUUGCCUAUCACAUUGUGUACAAGGAAGGGCAGUUUUAUCCAGUCAACUUCUUGCGCAACAUAGCAUUGAAGAAUGCACAGACCUCUCACGUUUUUCUAAUGGACAUUGAUUUUCUGCCUAUGUAUGGCCUCUACGAUUAUCUCAGGUCCUCCAUCGUGCAGCUGGAGCUGCCUCCAAAGAAGGUAGCACUCAUAGUGCCUGCUUUUGAGACUCUGCAUUACCGCUUCAACUUUCCCAGAUCCAAAGCGGAGUUGCUCACCAUGCUGGACAUGGGCUCCCUCUAUACUUUCAGGUAUCACGUGUGGCCCCAGGGCCAUGCUCCCACAGACUAUGCCAAAUGGCGGACAGCCACAGUGCCAUAUCAAGUGGAAUGGCAACCACAGUUUGAGCCUUACGUUGUAGUAAGGCGUGACUGUCCCCUCUAUGACCAGAGGUUUGUAGGCUUUGGCUGGAACAAGGUGUCUCACGUCAUGGAGCUUGAUGCUCAGGAAUAUGAGCUGCUUGUCCUGCCCAACGCCUUCAUGAUCCAUAUGCCUCACGCUCCCAGUUUUGACAUCUCCAAAUUCCGCCAGAGCGCCAGCUACCGGAACUGCCUCCAGACUCUGAGGGAAGAAUUCCAUCAGGACCUGUCCCGCAAGUACGGUGCAGCAGCACUUAAAUACCUCACUGCGGAGAGGAGCUGGUGAACGGCAACCAGAAUACCAAAUACCAAAGGACUAUCUGACCUGCAGAUGGAUGAGGCUCAGACUUCCUGGAGAGGCUCACAUCAGUCGCCCAGUCCUCCUGGCUGUGGUACGGCCCGUGCCUAGAUUGCAGAUGGAAUUAUAGCUGGUGCUGUUGUUCAGGGCUACAAAUAUUUUGUGGCAAAUUCUAUUCUCAGAUUAACUAGGCAAAUUACAUUUGUAGGUAUCUGCCUCUUUUUACAGAUUGUUCCCAGAUUAAGUGGAAGUCAGAGGAAAAGAGAGGGAAGGUGUGUGGCUUAAGUGCCCUCCCUUACUCACAUGCACUCUGUUUUAAUACAGUGCUUGUGUUCACUUACAUUCAGUGAUGGAAAGCAAGAUUUUAGUUCAUAAUUAUAGCAUUUUUCCUCUUUCUGUUAAUCAAAUGGCAAGGGCUGCUAUUACUGUUUUCUACAGUGUAUUCUCUUUGCCCGUUCUCUAUUCUUUGUUCCUACAUGUUUUGUAAGAGAAGCGGGCCUAAUGGCUCAAAUCAUAGAGCUGAAAGGGGCUGUCCUGUUCAGUGCAGGAGUCCAAAGUAAACAGACAGAUGGCUGUUUAGUCUCCACUCUGUUAAGGGAGCCCACUACAUCUCUGAGUAAUUGAUUUGGACUGUCAAGUGACCUUCAGAAGCAACCUACUUCACAGAACCUGUUGCUGGGUAACACGAGUUAGGAGGGUGCUGUUCUGCUCUUUGAUUUUCUUCUGGUUUCUCAUAGGCAUCAGUUGGCCAUUAUGGAAACUGUAUGGGGAACUAGAUAAACCUCUGGUCUGAUCAUCUUCUUUCUAGCUUCAUCCCUGUUCUCCUCCUUUUUGCAGUUCCCUGAAAAUCAAAUUUGAAGGAAGACAAUUAAUUUAGUGUAGGUGUUGAUCUUUUUCUUUUCCUCCCUGCCUCCAAAUAUUUCUCAGCACAUGCAAGAGGAACUAUUCUAAUACGCGUUUCUUACUUGCCUUUUGGUUAUGGCAAUAUUGAUUGAAUAAUUUUUUGCACUUAACCAUAUUCUAAAACAAGGACCAGAUCCCAUGUGGGGAAAAAGAUUAAAUGAAAAGAAAUCCAUGUCCCUACUACAUAUUUUGCUGAGAAUAUAUGGCAUAAAGUAAGCCGCAUCUACAGUGGUGCUUAAAAGUUUGUGAACCCUUUUGAAUUUUCUAUUUCUGCAUAAAUAUGACCUAAAACAUGAUCUAUUCUCCACACAAGUCCCAAAACAAGAUAGAGAACCCAAUUAACAAGCAAGACAAAAAUAUUAUACUUGUUCCUUGAUUUAUUGAGGGGAGUCAUCCAAAGCUACAUAUUUGUGGUAGCAAAAGUGUGUGAACCUUUGCUUUCUGUAACUAGUGUGCCCACCCACCAGUAGCAAUAAGCACAACUAAACUUUCCCAGUAACUAUUAAUCAGUCCUGCACAUCGCCUUGGAGGAAUUUUAGCCCAUUCCUCCUUACAGAACAGCUUCAACUCAGGAAUGUUGGUGGGUUUCCUUGCAUGAGCUGCCCGCUUCAGGUCCUUCCACAACAUUUCUAUAGAAUGAAGGUCAGGAGACUUGGCCCUUCCAGAUCAUUAACUUUCUUCUGCUUUAACCAUUCUUUGGUUGUACAACUUGUGUGUUUUGGGUUGUUGUCUUGCUGCAUGACCCAUUUUCUGUUGAGCUUCCGUUCAUGGACAGAUACCAUGCCAUUUUCCUUUAGAAUUUGCUGCUGCAAUUCCGAAUUCAUAGUUCCAUCAAUGAUGGCAAGCCUUCCUGGUCCAGAGGCAGCAAAGCAGACCCAAACCAUGAUACUGCCACCACUGUGUUUCACAGAUGGGAUAAGGUCCUUCUGCUGGAAUGCAGCAUUUGCCUUUUGCCAAACAAUGUUUUUCAUUCAAGCCCGAAAGUUCUAUUUUGGUCUCCUCCAUCCACAGAACAUUCUUCCAGUAGCCUUUGGCUUAUCCAUGUGGUCUUUUACAAAUUGUAGAGAGGCAGCAAUGUUCCUUUUGGAGAGUAGUGGCUUUUUUCUUGCAACCCUGCCAUGCACACCGUUGUUGUUCAGUGCUGUCUUGAUGGUGUUCUCAUGAACACUGACAUUCACCAAUGCAAGAGAGGCCUUUAGUUCCUUAGACAUUACCCUGGGGUUCUUUAAGACCUCCAGAGUGUUACACGCCUUGCUCUUGGGGUGAUCUUGAUUGGUCUGCCAUUCCUGGGGAGGGUAACAGUGGUGUUGAAUUGCCUCCAUUUAUACAGAAGCUGCCUGAGAGUGGACUAGUAGAAUCCAAACUCUUUGGAAAUAAUUUUGUAACCUUCAGCCUGGUGAGCAUCAACAAUUGUUUUUUGGAGAUCCUCAGAAAUCUCCUUUGUUCAAGUCAUGACACACUUCCACAUACCUGUGUUGUGAAAAUCACACUUUCAUAGUGAAUACCCAGAAUUCUGUUCUUUAAAUAAGGCAGGACCUCCCACACUCACCCAAUUAUCCAAUUGAUUGAAACACCUCACUUUGAUUUUCCCUUGAAAUUAACUGAUCGUCCUAGAGGCUCACAUACUUUUGCCACACAUAAAUAUGUAGAUUUGGAUCAUUUUGUUCAAUGAGUAAAUGAAAAAGUACAAUGUUUUUCACUCACUUAAUUGGGUUCUCUUUAUCUAGUUUUAGGAUGUGUGGAGAAUACAACACAUUUUAGGUCACAGUUACGCAGAAAUACUGAAAAUUCAAAAGGUUUCACCAACUUUUAAGCACCACUGUAAUUUAGAGUUCUUGAAUUAGGUCUGGCCAGGCAAGUGCUCUUGAAAAAUUUAAUAAGGUAUUUUUGAGGUAAAGUCAUCUGUUGCCUCUCUUUACUGUUCCAUUAUCAAAAAGUAGUCAUGCCGAUGGGCCACACAGAUGUUCUAUUUGACUUCUGCAGUCACCAAAUCACCUUAGAGAGCUGUAAUUUGGGUGUUGCAGAGCCUUGUCAAGCAAAUUCGUUCUCCUCCAUGAAGGAAUGUGAAGCUCUUCUUUCCAAGGAAUUCUUCCCCAAAGCUUCUCUUGCAGCCCAAAGUGAAAGCCAUCUCUUGUGCUCUGUAGAUAUUUCCAUUAUCCAGCUUGCAGAAAGGAGUCAGGUCCAAGGAGAAUUUUGAAAUGGCUGUUCCCAGGGAGCCCACUUCCAGUGGGGAAAACCUUUAUAUGCUUUUUUUUUAGGAACCUGCUUCACUUACCCAGUGCCUUUCCUCUAUGAGACAGAUGUUGGACAGAUGAAGCUGAGCAGGCAGAACUUGAAGGAGCUUCCCACUGUGGGCACUUGGAGAACUGGCUUUGACCACGCCUCACUUUUAACUUUAUGGAAAGGUACAGUGGCCAAAGCAACACUCCGCAUUCCAGAUACUCUGAUAAGAGGAGAGAGUUCAGUCAAGGUCCUUCAUGUUCCCCAUCCCUAAAUUAUGACAUUGUUCCCUGCUUCAGGGAUGGAGCUACUGUCUUAAUUUGUAGGCAGCUGAAUCUUUGCAGACUUGGAAGAUGGCCAGCCUUCCCCUGCACGUUGCCAUCUGUAUAGCGCCUAGGAAACAUGACUGUCAAAAGGGUUAAUUCUGUUCUUUGAAUGGAGAAACCUAGAGCUGCAAGUUAAAGGUAGUAAAACAUUUAGCUUGCAGUGCUUCAGAUUUUAUUAAAAAGAGGUGCUUUGGAACAUGUGGGAGCACAAAAACAAUUUCCACUCAUUAAAGCAGCAAUGUCCUCAGGAUAGUGUCGCUGCAGCAGAAGUCUUCUGGAAAUAGAAAUAGCUACUUUAAUGAGUCACAGACAGCUGCUACAUUUGUACUGCUGUGUGUUCUGAAACCCAUCUUCUGAACCAAGUCCAAGGAUUGCACAAACAUUGUAACAGUGUGCUGUUAAUGUAGCUGGAUUGUGUGCUGGGAGCAGUUUCAACUCAGCACUUGUCCACGGUUAUCAAACACUGGAUCACAAAGAGUAGGUUCUUCAGUUACUAUUUAUAUAAUUUAAACUGAUUUCUCGCUAAAUGUAAAUUGUGUGUCUUGAAUUUUCUAAUGGUUCCUUUUUAUCUUUGUGUUCUGGGGAGUUUCCAGUACCUUCUGCUGCUAGGCUGUUUCUUCUGAUUUUUCUGGUAUUAAGCUGGAAUGUAAAAGUGAUGGGAAUGAAGCUUUCCAUCCUAAUUUAAGGUGGACUCGUAUAAAUACUGAACCUAGUCCAAGCUGAGCAUAUAGAGAACUGGUCAUUAUUUCCUGCCUUUUUAAAGAAAAUAAAGUUUUUAGAAAUUACUUUUCAA